AUGCAGAAAGCUGUAUUGAAAUUGGAAGCAAAUUGUGAGAAAACCAAACAAAAAGCCAUGGCAACUGUCUGUCGUCUCUCAGGAGUUAGUUCGGUGGACGUGAAGGAAGGUAACCUAACGGUUACCGGAGAGAUUGAUGUCUUUAUGAUUGUGAAGAAACUAAAGAAGAUAUGUUAUACCGAGAUUAUCAGUGUUGGACCGGCUAAAGAACCGGAGAAGAAGCCUGAAUCAAAACCGGAACAGAAACCAGAAGUGAUUAGUCAUUUUAUCCCCCCACCAUAUCCACCUUACUAUCAUUACAACGGAUGUGUCUAUGAAAAUCCCAAUGCUUGCGUAAUUUCUUGA
This is a messenger RNA of Microthlaspi erraticum, 345 nucleotides long. The record is from the annotation of a GenBank genome assembly. Lineage: Eukaryota; Viridiplantae; Streptophyta; Magnoliopsida; Brassicales; Brassicaceae.